UACUCUGAACCACUUCCUACUUCCGCAAACACAACAGCUCCGUGUAGUUUCCCCGUUUUAUCGGUUGGUCAAUGCGGUGGUUGACUUCUGCCUUUCUUUACUCUAUUUACAUAUUCUAACAGUUCCGACAUUUAAUGAGUGAUUGAUUUUAAACACGUCAUGACGGCCAACAGCCGCUGUUCCGCCGCCGAGCCUCCGGGCCUGGAGACCCAGCGGCGGGAGAUCGAGUCUCUGCUGCGGGAGUGUGAGCUCCGCGCUGGGGACAGUUGGUACGUGAUGGAGCGUCGUUGGUAUGAACAGUGGAAGGAGUUCGUGGAGACCGGAGACCAGAACUCGUCUUCCUUCCCCGGUCAGAUCGACAACACUGAGCUGUUUGAGGGUCAGUGAACGCCUCAUGAUGUCAUCACCUGACAAACAGCACUCCUCAACUUUCCUUCUCUCUUCUAUCCCUAAAAACUGCACUUCAAACCAACUAUUUUCUAUAAUUAGGAUAAACUAUGGAAGCCCUGAGAGGCAAGAAUCCAGGAGUCUGAUUCAAGAUGUUUCUUCUUCUGUGUUUAUGACAUAAGAACAGGUGAAAAUACAUUCUGCCAGGACAACAUAUUCUAAGUUCCUUAAAUCUAUUUUCAUCUUUGAAAACAGGAUCAAGUGUUUGUUGUUGUAAUACUCCUUUCAGCCACAAGAGGCUGAAGCGCUCCACUACCUCAUGUUCUAAACAGAACCAAAGCUUCAUGUGUUCCUCACGGCAGAUUAGAGACGAUUUAAAACACAGUUACACACAAUAUAUUUAUUAAACUCAAUUUUAUAUAUAUCGCCUCACACAUUUACAAUCUGUAUGGCAUAACGGUGUGUUCACACCAAACGCGGCAUUACUCGUGGGACCAUUUGUGGUUAUUUAUGCUAGAUGUGCCGGAGAGGGGGCGUGGCUUAACUCCAUGGAAGCCGUUAUCAACUGAGCCCUUUAUUUCCUCCAACAUGGAAGAACCUGUAUUUCUGCUCAGUACUUGUUGUGGAAGUCCCAGAGAUCUCGGGGAAACUAAACGCCGUCUUGUCUGGUUCAUGACAUCAUAACAAGACGACAAGCAAACGACUUUAAAAUGUUGUAGCAGCUCCAUCAACACUCAAAAUAACGACAUCUAGACGUAAAUGCAGCAGCGUCGAUUCAUUGUUUGUACCAUCUGGUUUACACACAUUUAUACACAUAGUCCGGUCUCCACUGAUAUGAGCUCUGGGUGAACACAGACGACUACAGUAUUUGUUUCCUGAUUCUGCGUCACUCCAGUCUCACUGCGUCUGUGCGGAGACUUCGUACGUAAUCUACUCACGCGAAUACGUUGUGUUUAGAGAGCAUGCGGUGAUUAAAGUCUCACCUGAAGAAGACAUGAAGCUUUCAGUUCUGUUUAGAACACGAGGGGGCGGAGCACUUCAGCCUCUAGUGGCCAAACAUGAGUACUACAACAACACACACUUCUAUCCUGAUGCACUCUAUUUUCACCAGGGCCCCGUUCCUCGUACGUGGUUCAACUAAGUCGAUCAAAUGUCCUGUUAGCAGCCUAAAUUAACGAGAUGAUUGAUGUCAGGCUAUCUCGGUUCCUCCAAGGCUGAUCCUCUCAAACAGUCUCGUUAAUUCGAACCAGACUUCAGUAAUCAGGAUAAUUGCGCGUGCCCGUCCUACUUCAAAAGGGGGAAGCGUCGAUCACCGAAACCAUGAUUUUCUAA
Anarrhichthys ocellatus (wolf-eel) is the source of this 1719-nucleotide messenger RNA. RefSeq names its product ubiquitin carboxyl-terminal hydrolase 11-like. Bases 160 to 387 code for a protein of 75 amino acids. Lineage: Eukaryota; Metazoa; Chordata; Actinopteri; Perciformes; Anarhichadidae. Gene Ontology annotation, molecular function: cysteine-type deubiquitinase activity. The record is from RefSeq and is a predicted model, not a curated record. The transcript is spliced from 2 exons.